Lineus longissimus is the source of this 2287-nucleotide messenger RNA. RefSeq names its product carnitine O-palmitoyltransferase 2, mitochondrial-like. Gene Ontology annotation, molecular function: carnitine O-palmitoyltransferase activity. The coding region runs from base 36 to 2078 and encodes 680 amino acids. The transcript is spliced from 15 exons. Lineage: Eukaryota; Metazoa; Nemertea; Pilidiophora; Heteronemertea; Lineidae. The record is from RefSeq and is a predicted model, not a curated record. Gene Ontology annotation, cellular component: mitochondrion. Gene Ontology annotation, biological process: fatty acid beta-oxidation.
GCAUAUCUGCAUGAUCCACGAAGUUUCGGGAAAAUAUGAUGAACAUGUUGAAAAUUCGGUCAAUUUAUCCCCGAUGUGGGCGUUUUACCAACAGAGAAAGUAAUCUGUCCAAUAGAAGAUAUUUUGAACCUGUUACAACUGUUGUUCGCCAUAAGAUUUCACCUUCUGGGAGAGAUUAUGCCACUCUUAGAGCUGAUGACCAGUACCUUCACAGGAGUAUAGUGCCCACUGAUCACUUCCAGAGAAGUUUACCACGGUUGCCCAUUCCAAAACUAGAGGAUACCUGCCAACGUUAUCUAAAUGCCCAACAGGCUUUGUUGUCCGACAAUGAAUUUAAAAAAACCAGAGGAUUGGUAGACAAGUUUAGGAAUGGGACUGGUCUAGAUUUACACAAUGAACUUGUCACUAAAGAUAAGCAAAACAAACACACGAGCUACAUCUCUGAGCCAUGGUCGGAUAUGUAUCUAUCCUCCAGAUUGCCAAUUGUACUAAACUUCAACCCCUUCAUAUCUUUCUUUGCUGAUCCUUGCAAGGCCAACAUGGACCCGGCAAUCAGAACAACAAAUGUGCUUAUUACAUCCUUAAAGUUCCAAAGGUCUCUCAAUGAAAAUGUGCUAGCACCUGAAAUUUUUCAUCUCAACCCUGCUAAAAGUGACACAGACCAGUUCAAAAAAGUGAUGAGGUUCAUUCCAAAAGGUUUAUCAUGGUAUGGAGCGUACUUAUACAAGGCUUUUCCUCUUGACAUGAGUCAGUUCAAGAAUCUCUUCAGUUCAACAAGAGUUCCAAGACUUGGCAAAGAUGAGAUAGUGAGCUAUAAGGACUCGAGACAUGUCGUUGUGAUGAAGAGGGGCAACUUCUAUGUGUUUGACAUCCUUGAUAAGGACGGCAAUAUUGCUCCACCAAGCGAGAUUUUGGCAAAAGUGCAGCACAUCCUUAAUGACAACUGUGCCCCCGCUAAGCAUCCCCUGGGAUAUCUCUCAGCAGAGGAAAGGAACACAUGGGCAUCCGUCCGUGAGAAGCUGCUCAAUGCUGGCAAUGAAGAAGCUCUACAGUUAAUAGACAGUGGUUUGUUCUGUUUCUGUUUUGAUGAUGAGAACCCUAAAGAUCCAAACCAUCUGACCAAGAUGUUCCUGCAUGGGAAUGGUGCUAACAGAUGGUAUGACAAGUCCUUCAGUAUGUUGAUGAGUCCUGAAGGGACCAUGGCCUUGAACUUCGAACAUGCUUGGGGAGAUGGUGUAGCAGUGCUCAGGUACAUCAAUGAAGUCUUCAAGGAAACUACCACCAAACCUGUGAUCAACUCGGAUACCAAGCCUGCCUCAAUAGACUGCUCAUCUUUAGUGAAGAAAUUAGAAUUCAAACUUGACGAUGGCCUCAAACAGGCGAUCAGCAAUGCUAAAAUCAAAUUCCAUGAAGCAGUUGGGCAUCUGGAUGUGGCUCAUGUUGUGUAUGAAAAUUGUGGCAGGAAUUUCCUGAAGAGUGAGCGUAUUAGUCCUGAUGCCUUCAUGCAGCUAAGUUUCCAGAUGGCAUAUUAUAAGCAGUUUGGCAAUUUCGUUGGCUCCUAUGAAUCUUGCAGUACAUCUGCCUUCAAGCAUGGACGGACAGAAACGAUCCGACCCUGCACCAUGGAGACAUCUGAUGCCUGCAAGAUGUUCCACAAGACACAAAAUCGUCCAAGCGUAUCAGAAAUGAGGGAAGCAAUAGAGAACUGUUCCAAGAAACACAGUGAUCUAACAAAGGAAGCUGCAAUGGGUCAAGGAUUCGACCGCCAUUUGUUUGGGUUGAGGAAGAUAGCUGAGACUCAUGGGAAGCUUCCUAAUAUCUUCAAUGACCCAGCAUAUGCCUAUAUGAACCAUUGUAUCAUCUCCUCAUCAACACUCAGUAGUCCUGCUGUACAGCUUGGAGGCUUUGCCCCAGUCGUCCCAAAUGGUUAUGGUGUUGGUUAUGCAAUCCAAGAUGAGAGACUAGGCUGCAACUCAACUGGGUACCCUCCAGAUACCAGCGUCUCAGAAUUUGUUGAAUGUGUCAGGCAGAGUGUAAAGGAAAUGCAUUCCAUACUAUUAGGAAAAGACUUUAGAUAGACACUACCAAGCAACCGUCCUGACCCUGGCAAUUUCGUGAAUAACACCACCGAUUGAAAAAAAACACAAUUAGAUUAGGAGUACGCUGGUGGUCACUUCUGUUCAGAAUACAAGCGAGUACAUCAUAGUACAUAAAGCAUGUAAUGGAAAAGUUCAAAAAUCAGAGAUUAUAACUUGAAUUUCGAGAUUUCCAGCUGUGUUAAUUCGUA